CCUGGCCAUGAGUCUAAAACAAAAUCUUUAUAUCGUGUUACUGCUAGUAACUACCGCUUCACAUGUGGUUCUGUCUACUGUGUACCCUUACUGUGUAGAAAUGCUACCCAGUCCUCUCACCACUGUGGGCGAAGGUCCCGUUUGGGACGUCGAUCGACAGAGCCUAUACUAUGUAGACAUUAUCGAAAGUGCAAUUCUUCGAUACGAUCCUGCUGAAAAUCGUACCUACAGGGCCACCGUCGAUGGAGCGCCGUCUGUCACGAUGAUCAUAAUGAUCCAAGGUAAUCCGGAUCACUUCAUACUCGGAACGGGCAACAAACUCAGUCUCGUUCAGUGGGAUGGUUUUUCAGAGAAGGCAUCUCUCGUACGAAUUGUGGUCGAUUUGGGCGAGUCGGAAAGCCAUGUGCGCUUCAACGACGGCAAGGUUGAUUCCCAAGGACGACUGUACGCCGGUACCAUGCUCCGGGAAGGAGCGAACUCAAGCACUCCGAUGGUUGGUAAGCUGUAUCGUUUCGAUGAACGUUCGGGACAGUUGGUCGUUCAACUGAGCGGUGUUGGAAUCUCCAAUGGGAUCACGUGGAACGAAAAGCUGAGAAAGUUCUACUAUGUGGAUUCUUUGGCACUGAAUAUCAAAGAGUAUGACAUUGCCGCCAAUGGGGAUCUGUACAACGAGCAGAUUUUGUUGAACUUUCCCAACUAACAAUCACUCAUUUAACAGGCACCAUUAUGACGAAUUAAUUCAGCAUAAUGUUGAAUAACAUUUGAAUUAUUUUCACGUACAACCUAUGUUCGGGUUUUGUUCACACAAAUUUGGAGAAGUUAUUAAGCAUCAUGUUGUGCACCAACUUAUUUUUUUGUUGUUCAAAGCGUUUUACAAAUACACAGGAAAGUUGUUAUUCGGCUUUGGCAAAAAUGACUGAAAAUAAAUAAAAUGCAAAAAUGUUGAACUGUCACGAGAGUGUAAUUAUUUGCUCUUAUGUUGAGAACACCUAUUAUGAAAUAAGACUUACAUAUAAAAUUACCUAAAUCCGGAUUAGAACUCGAGACCUGUCGAUUGUCAGCCGCAUGCCUUCCUAUCUGCGCCAUCCUAGAGAUGGUGAGAUGCAGCACCCAAAGCAAAACAUAAUCUUCCCAUGACUCAAUAAUGAUCACUGCUGAACUUGUGUUCAGCAGUGGUGAAUUAGCACAGCACGUGGUAAUCAACUGAACAACGCCUUAUACUUCAACAGCUGUUCAGCCCAAAACACGUGUUUUCCAUUCUGAUUUCGCUGUCAGUAUUUUUAUCGCACGGUGAGAAAACUUGUAUCGAAUGCGGCCAAAAAGUGUUGGUCCUUAUUGAAGAUAUUGUUUCCGGACGUACUAAUUGCGAUAUGAACAUGUUUUUAUUUUUAUUAUUAAUUAUCGAUCUUUAAAAAUGUAUGGCAAUUUGUGGUGCGGUAUGGUCUUGGGCAUGGACAUGGUGCAUUCACAGCAUCUGUUCAGGUAAUCUACUCAUGCUCAGUCGACGAUCCGUUAAGCAAUUGUUUUAUUUAUGCUUUUGUCAUGGAAUCUUGAUACUAUGUUCAAUAAAUUGUGCAUAAGGAUGUUUAGGGAUACUUGAAAUGUGUCGAUUUCUGAAUGUUGUUUGGUUAUCUAAGUGACUGUGGGAACAAUAUUCAGUAAACAGACAGCACUGAAAUGUCAAAUACAUCGAUCCAAGCGUCUCGUACAAUCGAACUGCCGCGGAAGAUGAAACAUAUAAUAAUCAAAUCAUUCCUUAUUACAGACUAAUAAUAAUAAAUAAUGGCCUCAUUUUUACGUUGAUUACGUCUCUUGGCAAUCAAUGUUGAGCCACAUAAUUCUAUUCUGUUUUAUGUUAUGUGAUUUGUUUAAAAUAUUGGUUCUUUAAUAACUUGGUUGUCUAAACAGUUUUAGCCAUGAUUUAUUCCAUAAUCCGAACAAAAUUCCGAGUCAAACUAUGACGGGCUGAAGGCGUUUAUUUGACAAGUGAAAAGCACAUUGUUCAGGAGCAUAUGCUUAUCGAUAUAUCAGCUUAAUACGAUGCAGACAAAUGUUUUGUUAAACUCUAAUGUUAAGGAAUCAAUGCUUGUCGAAUAAAUUUCUUGUUAAACUUUUGAAAAGUGUUUUAAUUUAUUAUUGUUGAUACCGAUGAGAAAAGUCGAACAUUGACUACUUUCUCAAUUGAAAAAUCAUUUAAACAGUAAUGUGUAAAGCAUAAUUUUAGUUCAGCUAUCAUUACCAUUAUUAAGCAACAAUUCAGCAAGCUUGCUUGUUUGUGACUUGCAAUUGUUAGUUGGGUUGGGCCA
Molecule: messenger RNA, 2306 nt
Organism: Aedes albopictus (Asian tiger mosquito)
Lineage: Eukaryota; Metazoa; Arthropoda; Insecta; Diptera; Culicidae
Product: regucalcin
Exons: 2
Coding region: 8-700 (230 amino acids)
Biological process (GO): L-ascorbic acid biosynthetic process
Molecular function (GO): gluconolactonase activity; calcium ion binding
Source: RefSeq, a predicted model, not a curated record